This is a messenger RNA of Peromyscus californicus insignis, 2378 nucleotides long. RefSeq names its product UPF3A regulator of nonsense mediated mRNA decay (gene Upf3a). The transcript has 9 exons. Gene Ontology annotation, molecular function: telomeric repeat DNA binding. The coding region runs from base 17 to 997 and encodes 326 amino acids. Gene Ontology annotation, biological process: positive regulation of translation; nuclear-transcribed mRNA catabolic process, nonsense-mediated decay. Gene Ontology annotation, cellular component: nucleolus; cytoplasm. The record is from RefSeq and is a predicted model, not a curated record. Lineage: Eukaryota; Metazoa; Chordata; Mammalia; Rodentia; Cricetidae.
CGGGCGGCCGGUGGGGAUGCGCUCGGAAGAGGGGGCCGGAGGCCUGGGUGAGGCCCUUCCUGCGCGGGCUCCCAGCUGGAGGGAGAAACUGUCGGGCCCGGAGGCCCCGUUCCGCCGCGAGUCGCCGCGGAGGGAGUCGGCGGCGGCGGCGCCGGCCCCGGCCUUCAGCGAGAGCGGGGCGGGCAAGCCUCGCGAGGAGAAGAGGACGGCCCUGAGCAAGGUGGUCCUCCGGCGUCUGCCCCCCGGCCUCACCAAAGAGCAGCUGGAAGAGCAACUGCGCCCCCUGCCUGCGCACGAUUACUUUGAGGUGGUGGCUGCGGACCUCAGUCUCUAUCCUCAUCUCUACUCAAGAGCAUACAUUAAUUUUCGGAACCCUGAUGACAUCCUUCUGUUCAGAGAUCGUUUUGAUGGAUAUAUCUUCAUUGGGAAUAAAGGCCUGGAGUAUCCUGCAGUGGUGGAGUUUGCUCCCUUCCAGAAGAUUGCCAAAAAGAAGCUGAAGAAGAAAGAUGCCAAGACUGGAAGCAUUGAAGAUGAUCCAGAAUAUAAACAGUUUCUGGAAACAUACAGUUUGGAGGAAGAAAAAACCAGUGCUAGUCCUGAGACACUUCUGGGAGAGAUCGAAGUGAGGACAAGAGAGCUCCUCGCCAGAAGAACCACACCUCUUUUGGAAUAUAUUAAAAAUAGAAAACUAGAAAAGCAGAGAAUUCGAGAAGAAAAGCGCGAAGAGCGGAGGAGGAGGGAGCUGGAGAAGAAGCGUUUACGGGAAGAGGAGAAAAGGAAAAGGAGAGAGGAGGAGAGAUGUAAAAGGAAAGAGGUGGAUAAGCAGAAGAGAACCGAGAAGGAAGUGAAGAUUAAGCUUCUUAAAAAGCUGGAAACAGGAGAAGAAGCAACCACAGAGAAACCCAAAGAAAGAGGUGACUCAGUUGGUCCUGGAGACGAGAAGCAGGAACCCCGGCCAGUGGAAGGCCUGCCGGAGAUGCCUGGGGAGAGGUUUUGACAGCUGCCGAACAUCAUCAGAAUUAAGAAGAGAGAUUAUCCAUGUGAUUAUGUGGCUAACCAGGCAUUUGAACCAACAAAUUGUUUUCCCUGUCACAGGUUCAAAGAAUAAUCCAAAACUUUUUUUCUAAUCAAAUGCUUUGUGUAUUUUCCCUAAAGAUCAGAGACAAACAGACACUAGAUUGUGACAAGCUAACACUUUUCCCACCUGCUCCUUAAAAACAGUAACAACAACCCAAACUCUGGCUUUUAAAAGCCAUACACCUGUGUGCAUUCACAGGGCUAUUUUUUUUUGUUUGUUUGUUUUGUUUUUUGAAACAGGGUUUCUCUGUGUAGCUUUGGAGCUUGUCCUGGAACUCACUCUGUAGCCCAUGCUGGCCUCGAACUCACAGAGAUCCACCUGCCUCUGCCUCCCCAGUGCUGGGAUUAAAGGUGUGCGCCACCACCGCCUGGCCACAGGGCUAUUCUUAUCCUUAAGGUAAAGCUGCAUUCUCUCGGAGACAACUCUGGUUUCUAAAACAUCCUUCACUGUGUAAAUGAAGUGAUGGUGUCUUCAGGUCAUGCAGCUCUACUAUCCCCAGUAGUGGGUCUUUGAAAACGCUGCUGUUCCCUUCAAAGGCGAUCUCACUGGGUGCCUCUUAUGCACUGAGCACACAGUCUCUGAUGUCACAGGGCCACACUUACAAAUAAAAAGAACAAGAGGGCUGAGGAGGUGACUCUGGAUAAUCAGUGGGUGUUCUGAUUCCUAGCAUCCAUGUAAAAAAACUAGAUGGGCAUGUGGCCUGAGCUAUGUGGCCAGUGGCAGAGGUGGGGUGGGAGUGAAGGGAUUGGAGAUAAGGACUCUACAGAGCAAGCUGGCCAGUAAGAUUAGCCAAAUCAGCAUGCUCUGGGUUCAGUUGAAAGACCUCGCCUCAGUAUAUUAGUGAUCAAGGAAGAUACCCAACAUCAACCUUGGGCCUACACACACGUGUGAGCGUGCACCUGUGCACGCGCCUAUGCUUCACCCAAAAGCCACAUUGCGGGUGGUGAUACUCUAAUGACUGUCCAGUAUUCCUCAGGUUAGUAUUCACAGUGUUGUAAGGAGUGGGGAGAUAGCUUAACUGGUAAAGUUCUUGCCACGUAAGCACAAGGACUUGAGUUCAACCCCUGUAGCACGAAUCCUAAUUGGUCUUAUUAAUAAAAACCUGGAGUCAGAUAUCAGGGUGAAAGCUGAAAGAUCGGAGAAGCAGAGCAGCAGCCACUAGUUCUUACUUCUAUGAAAUCCUCUGCUGAAAGGGAUCUGAGCUCCUGUCUCCUCCCACCUUAUAUUCCUCUCUCUGCCCAGCCAUAUCCCUUCCUGUCUCUACCUCCCAAGGGCUGGGAUUAAAGGUGUGUGCCAUCAC